AUGCCUACUACUGCUAUGUUCUAUAAUCUUCGUAGGAGUAUUUCGUUGGGAUUAUUCAAAAACAAAGAUGAUGAAUAUCAUCCGCAAAUCGAAGAAGAACUAGAAGCAAAGAGAAGAGCUCAAAAAAUACGCGAGAAAGAACGAUCACGUUCGGAAGCCGCCAAACUUCGUUCCGCUCUUGCCACUGAUCCACACAUCCACAAGAACAAAAGUUCAAAGAAGGGCGAACACCACGAGCACAAGCAUUACGAAAAGAAAAGUCAUCCGAGUUAUAGUUCGCUUGACAACGCUACGACACCAUCCACCUUUCAUCGAUCAGCACCCGUAUGUCGAAAAUUACGUGAUAGUCCGAAACAUGUGAUGUAG
Molecule: messenger RNA, 366 nt
Organism: Necator americanus (New World hookworm)
Lineage: Eukaryota; Metazoa; Nematoda; Chromadorea; Rhabditida; Ancylostomatidae
Exons: 3
Coding region: 1-366 (121 amino acids)
Source: RefSeq, a predicted model, not a curated record